This is a messenger RNA of Liolophura sinensis, 2233 nucleotides long. Its product is annotated as protein FRA10AC1 homolog. NCBI's taxonomy places the organism in Eukaryota, Metazoa, Mollusca, Polyplacophora, Chitonida, Chitonidae. Bases 1 to 948 code for a protein of 315 amino acids. Gene Ontology annotation, biological process: dephosphorylation. The transcript has 13 exons. Gene Ontology annotation, molecular function: phosphatase activity. The record is from RefSeq and is a predicted model, not a curated record.
AUGGCCAACAGAAUAGAUUUAGUGGAGAUACACGCAGGUGGGAGCUAUGGAUCAGAAUUUGAAACAGACAGCGAAAAUGAAAGACAGAGGUCAAAGAAGGAAUCACUGAAGGGUCUUGUAUCAAAAAAGAAGAAGACUACAGAUGGCGUUGUCAGUAAACAUGAACUGGAGAAGGAAUACAGCAAGGAGGAAGGUAGAACUCACAGGUUCAAGAUUUUAAGUCUGGAUGCAUUUUCCAGACAUAAACAGUUUGUCAACAACUAUUUGCUAUAUUAUGGAGGUUCGAGAGAGGACUUCAGAAGAGAUAGUUCGGGUGAUAAAACAGAUUUCGAUGUGAUACGUGAGAAUCAUCGUUUUCUUUGGAAUGAGGAAGAGGAUUCAGAAGACAGUUGGGAGAAACGACUGGCAAAGAAGUACUAUGAUAAAUUAUUUAAGGAGUAUUGCAUAGCUGACCUUAGCAGGUAUAAAGAAAACAAGGUUGGCAUGAGAUGGAGGACAGAAAAGGAAGUGGUGGACGGAAAAGGCCAAUUCAUCUGUGGUAACAAGAAGUGUUUAGAAACCAGCAGCUUGAGAACGUGGGAGGUCAACUUUGGCUAUGUGGAAAAUCAGGAGAAGAAAAAUGCCCUUGUAAAAUUACGUCUGUGUCCUGAUUGCUCAUAUAAACUGAACUACCAUCACAGACGAAAAGAGGUAACAAAACAGCCAAAGACAAAGAGAAAAUUAGAAGGGGAUUCGGAAAAAUACUUUAAAAAACCAAGAUCAGAGAGUUCCGGCAGGGAAGAGGAUGCUGCUUCCUCAUCCACACCUGAUGCGAGAGACGCAGGCGAAGCCAGCAGGACACAGCCACAGCAGGAUGAAGCCAACAUAUGGAAAGGGCCAGCUAAAAUACAGGAGGACAAAUCAAGAGAUGAAGAGUUUGAAGACUAUUUUGAGGGUAUGUUCUUAUAGCUAAUGAGCAGACUGAUUUUUCCUGGAAUCUGUGCUGGCGAGAUGUACAUUCCCACAACGACAGAUUCUUAACUGUGCUGCAGUCCUGCGGAGGUCAGCCGGUAAAUUCUUGUAUCAAAUGGACUAUAGGGCGCUUGCUGUGGCCAAGUUGUUAAUGUGUUAUCCUUUAAUUUACUUGGUCAUUGAAGAGGUGGGUUCAGGAUCAUUCUCUGAUACAGAACUGUGUUCUCUCCACAUUCCGAUGUCUUCUUAAAAUUUGCAAUGAUGCCUCCUACAUAGCCCAUUUCAAAAAACGACUUACAGUAGUACUCUGUGGUCAAAUCCCACUACUCCAGAGCAUAGCCUGCAACUCUUUGUGGGUAAGGAGUCAGGAGAAAAACAUUUAUACAUGUACAUAGAAAAAUCCACAGCCUUACAACAAAAUACGCAUGUUAGAUGUUAGACUGCACAAGGCUCAUCAACCACAUAUUGUCGACAAGGCCACAAGGGAGUACUGGUACAAUAAAUAAGCUGCCAAAGGUCAAGUGGGAACCUGCACUUUGUGUUUCAUCAUAAUAACAGUGCAGUUUGAUGUACAGACCAAAAGUUCUCAGGAGAAACCUUCUUUAAGCAGUUGUGAGUCUAGUUGUUCAAUACUGUUUUAAGAUGUCAUACCUGGAAUUGAUUCCACAAAGACAUUUCAGUCAAAAUUUUAUAUACAAUCUUAAAGCCUAUUUUACUGUUUUUUGAAGCAAAAUUUUGUCCAACUCAUGGAGUGUUAUGCUUAGUGAAAUGUAUCCAAAUUUGAACUUUCAGUUCCAAUAACUGAGCGAUUGUGAAGAUUUAAAAUGUUGACUUAGGUCAGAAAUGGCUUUAUGGAAUCAGUCCCAGAUUUUGACUUAUUUGUACUUAGCCACAAACCAUUUGUGUAACUGUGUAUUAAAGAUUUACCAAAUCUGCUGCUGUUAUUACCUGCUGGAUUUUGAUGAAAUCUUAAAUACAUAAUCUGAAGUAAUACUGGUAUUAAACAUGUGUUUUAAAAGCAAGGUUAAGUGACAAGGAUAGAGAUAGUAGGAAUUGCUUUCUUAAAUUAUUAAAAAAAUGAAUUGUAUUAAAGCCGCUGUUGUUACUUCUGGAGGAUAUUACGGAAACAGAAGUUCUCUGUCGAUUCCCAUUUUGCCUGGUGUGACGUCUUGCAAGAACACUUGACGUCACCCAUCACUGACGUAUAGCAACAAAUGACGGUGUACUUUCAAACGCGCCUUACUCAGUCAUAUCAGCUUCAUUCAUUAUCACAUACGGAAUA